GUACUAGACUGAUACGCUUCGUGAAUUUCUUUCUACUUCUACUUCCUCGUUCUGUGGUUUCGAUCGGCAGGGUUGUUUGGUACAUUUCGACAUUUCUGGAUUUCCACGGAUUUCCUGACGAUUUGAGGAAGUUACAUUCUGCAUCGUUUUUCUUGCAAAAUGCAGUGGAAUGCAUUGGUUUUGUGGAAAAGCAGUCAUGAUGGUUGAGAGAGUCGUUUACAUUGCAGAAAUUUGAGUAGACUUCUUCGAAGAAAUCGUUUGUCAAUGCCUCUUUGACCACGAGUAGCACAUUACCGGUAACUGCAUCAACGAUGCCUCCCUCUGUGUAUGACCUAUGGAACGAGGAGGAAGAAACAACAGACAUUGAGAUCAUUUGUUUUCUACCAAACUCCAUUGUUAUCCCACUAAAAUGCAAACGUGAUGCAACUAUCACAUCAAUCAAAAGAGAUCUUUGGAGAGAGGCCAAGACAUACCCUCUUUAUCAGACUCUCCUAGAUCUGAACUUUUACAUCUUCCAAUGCGUAAAUCAGAGUGCUGAACAGGAGGAGUUGCUAGAUGGUAACCGACGUCUCUGUGAUGUUAAACCAUUCUGGCCUAUGCUUCGUGUUGUCCGUAAAGCCAGUGAUGUGGAAGAUAAGGUCUUAAAUUCCAAGAUUGGGCUGCUAAUUGGCAAGAGCUUGCAUGAGUGGGACAUGUUAAAAAAUCCAGAAGUAGAUGACUUUCGUCGCAAUAAUCGUCGCAUAUGCAUGACUAUCCAACGUGACCGUGCAUCAUGGGAAUGGGAAAAGAAAGCAACAUAUUUGUUCCCACCUCAAGUUGGAGCAUCCAUAGAUAUGCCUGACAAUAUGAGAAGAACCUUGAAGGCCAACAACAACACAUUCUAUGCAAACAUCAUCUUUAGCACAAGCAAGUCCAAUCAGCAGUCAGUACUCUCUGCUGAUGCCUACGAGUAUCCAUCAGACCUCAUCAAGCGAGCCAUUAAUAAGAUGCGUCAGCCUUCUGGUCAAGAAGAUUCCUAUGUCAUCAAAGUUCGAGGCAAAGAAGAUUAUUUGAUGGGCAACUAUUCCCUUAGUCAGUUUACUUACAUCAGGAAUUGCAUCAGCAAAGACAUCAGACCAGAACUCCUGCUUCUUCAAAAGGCAGACAUGAAAGUGGAUGAAAACUUUGUCAAUCCAAUGUUGACGGCUCUUUUACAAAAAGAAGAAGAAUCCCCCUCCAUCCCACCCAAGAAAGGAAAGACGUUAAGCUGGGACAUUCUGGACAAAGUCAUAGUAUCAUUCCAUGGAGCAACUAAUGUGAACAUCAUUGACAGAGCUUGGCUACAAGUCCGUGCAGGCGUCUACCAUGGAGGAGAGAAACUUUGUCCAAACUUUCUGUCCAGAGAGGCAGAAGGACCAGAUCCUGUGUGGAAUGAUGAAUAUAUGGCUGACAUUGAAGUUUGUAACUUACCUCGCAUGGCGCGACUCUGCAUUCUCAUCUGUAUCAACAGUAAGAAGGGAAAAGUGUCCGAAAAAGGAAAGAAAUCUUCCAAAAAUGUCAAGAAGGAACUGAUUCCCUUAGCCUGGGUCAACACUACCUUCUUUAACUAUCAGAACAAUCUUCAGACUGGUAGGAUGAAAUUUUACAUGUGGCCAGCGUCAGAGGAUUUUGAUUUGAAUCCAUUGGGAUGUGUUGGUUCCAAUCCAAACCAUGAUGAUGCGACAGUGAUUGAGUUAUCAUUUCAUUCCUACAAGGCAGCACAUAAGGGGACAGUGUCCUAUCCUCCAUUUGAUACAGUGCUGGAGAGAGCAGCUACCAUUGCAGCAAAUGAGGACACAUAUCUAACACAUGAGUCCAUUAAUGACCAGAAACUUGAGGAGUUACGUAUGAUGGUUGAGAAGGAACCUCUUGAACCUCUGAGUGAACAAGAGAUCACAGAUCUGUGGAAUGCAAGACAAGAUUGUAGGGAUCACAUCCCACACUCCUUACCACGGCUGCUCACCUGUGUACGAUGGUCAGACAAGGAUUGUGUCGCUCAGAUGCAGGCACUUCUUCAAAUUUGGCCAGAGUUGAAGCCAGAGGAGGCAAUGGAACUUCUAGAUUAUCGUUACCCUGAUCUCUCUGUUCGCAAGUUUGCUGUGGAAUGUCUCAGCAACUUGGUGGAUUCUCAACUUUCUCAGUACCUACUUCAACUUGUUCAAGCUCUCAAGUAUGAAACUCAUCUAGACUGUGAACUGGGCCAGUUUCUUCUCAGGAGAGCAUUGGCCAAUCAGAGAAUAGGACACUUCCUAUUCUGGCAUCUCAGAGCUGAGAUGCAUCAACCUGCUGUGUCGACUCGUUUUGGGUUGAUGUUAGAGGCAUACUGUCGGGGUAGCAUUGCCCAUAUGGCAUCGCUCAUCAGACAGGUGGAGAGUCUGAACAAGAUGCGAUCUGUCAAUGAGUUGAUCAAGUCAAGACAAGCCAAGCAGCAAACAAACAGUGAACUCCAGACAAUGAUGAGAGACAUUCUGAAUCAGGAAUCCUACAAUGAAGCAUUGUCUAACUUUGUCUCACCGCUCUCUCCAUCUUACAAGCUUAAGGGCCUCAGGCUUGAAAAAUGCAAGUUCAUUUCAUCGAAGAUGCGCCCACUUUGGCUGGUGUUUGAAAAUGAGGAUCCAGCUGGAGACAAUGUCUUUCUCAUGUUCAAGAAUGGUGAUGAUUUGCGACAGGACAUGUUGACACUACAGGUGAUGCAGAUCAUGGACAAUAUCUGGCAAGAGGAAGGGCUCGAUUUAAGGUUAAUUCCAUACCGAACCUUAGCAACAGGAAACAAGAUGGGGAUGAUACAGGUUGUCACAGAAGCAGAGACAAUUGCUAAGAUUCAACAGAGUGACGGAUCCAACAAGUUCAAUGCUACUUUCCGCAAGGUGGCACUGUUCAACUGGUUGAAGAAGCAUAACCCCACAGAAGCUCAGUUUAUUCGUGCCAUUGAAGAUUUCACCCUAUCUUGUGCUGGUUAUUGUGUUGCAACCUAUGUGCUGGGUAUUGGUGACAGACAUAACGAUAACAUCAUGGUCAAGAAAACUGGUCAGCUCUUUCAUAUUGACUUUGGUCAUUUCUUGGGCAACUACAAGCGAAAGUUUGGAUUCAAACGAGAGCGAGUACCAUUUGUGUUGGUACACGAUUUUGUUCAUGUCAUCACCCGUGGUAAGGGGACAAGCACAACCACAGAGUUUGAAACGUUCCGCAAGUGCUGUGAGCAGGCCUUCAUGAUUCUUCGUCAACGAGGUAACCUCUUAAUCAACCUCUUUGCCAUGAUGCUAUCAAGUGGUAUCCCAGAGUUGUCAGAUGAGACCAUUAAGUACCUCCGAGACACCUUGGUGCUUGAUCGUAGUGAUGAGGAAGCACUCAAACAUUUCAAAGGCAAGUUCACAGAGGCACUCAAGAACAGUUGGAAGACAAGUCUAGAUUGGAUGGCACACAUCAUUGCUCAUGCUCGAGACUAAAGAAUGCUGACUACAAGGUUUACGACCAGCAGUUGAUUGAUGCCAAGUCCUUCCUUGUCAUCGCAACGAGAUUAAUAUUUUAAGCAACUUUCUGAAAGUUGCCAUUGGAUCUGUAUUGUCAUUUCUGCUUAUGUUUAUAGAAGGUGCCUAAAAGCAGUUGUGUUGCACAUGGAAGACUACAUUCAAACGUUUAUUGAAGAUUGCUGUUCUAGCCUAUAAAGAUUGUACAGGGCCUACAUAACAGCUUAGAAAUAGUCAGUUCCAAUAUUGUAAAUUGAGUGAGUCCAAGGUUGUAGAUAAACUUGGUAAUGUACUUCAUUGCUUGUCCAAAUGAAUGGAUGGAUUACAUAGCAUGGUAUAUUAAACUACACUUACAUGAAGCUACAUGUAUGUCAUAUCCAACAUUGUACAGUAUCAUUUUUGUUAAUUUUCUGUGUUUGUCUUUGUAGAUCUUCAUAAGAAAUAGUUCUAAAUUUAUUAUUUUGUGAUAUAAUUUUUGUGUCAGAAUUGCAUGUUAUACUAUUUUCCUUUUUUGUAUUUUGACAAAAAAGCAUAUAUUUUUGUGUGUUUGUCAGGGAUCGACGCACUCAGAUUUUCUCGUGCUGAUUCCAUGAAAACACUCUACUGACUCCUGUGCAAUGUAUCAGACAAUUUUGUACUUUAUUAUUUUGUAAUAUGCCUGUAUAUUUCUUUAUUUCUGAAUUGUUGCUGAUUCUUUGUGCUUGGCUUUUUUAUACGUGACCCUUUCAGCCCCACACCAGAGGAACAGUAAACCAAGAAUAAAUACUGUGAACAAUAUGGCACCAUCUCUUGGCAAAACUGUUGUAAUGAGUAUGGCAGUUUUCUGCAAAGUUGUGAAAAUCAUAAGCAUUUUUCAACAUGGGUGAGAUACAGCCAUGUGCACCAAAAGCUUUCAGUCAAGUUAAAUUGCCAACAAGUUGUUUGACUUCAGAAUGAUACAAACCUAGACCAAGAUAUUACUUCUAUUGUUAAACCUGUGAGUCAGGGACCUGAUCUUGUAAAAGGAGGAACGUGAAAGCAUGGUGUCAGUUUGCACUUUUAAGUACAUUCAUUUUGUUUACUUCAGAUUGAGUGCUGUCAAAGCUCGCAAAGUUUACGAAAUUGGAAACGGUCUUUGACAGAGCCACACACCAGUGGCUAUUAUGUGUAUUUAGGAUAUGAACCGUUUUCAUUGUGAAGUCUCUUUAACACCUCACCUGUUAAGUCAUAUUUAAGCAGAAAAUUGUCAAUUCCUGUCAGAAGAUUGUGAACAGAACAACGAGCAAUGAACCAACCAAAAAAUAUAUAUUUUUGUACAGGAAAAAGGAGAGCUAUGUGAUAAAAAAUAUUCAACGAACAGCAUUUAUAGGUUUAAGGUAUCAAAAUUUUGUACUGUAAUGUUUCUUGGCAGCAGUGUUUGUAUAUUUUCAGCUGUCGGUGUUUUGAUACUCAAUUUAAACUCAAUUAUGAAACUAAUAUAAGCAGUUUUUUUCACUUCUUAAGGCGCACCAGCACCUUUUUUUCUUAAAUGGUGCUUGAACUAGAGGUGUGUAUUAUGCUGUUCUAUAUUAUAAAAUGCCAUGUUCGAUGCCAGAGAAUGCAGAGACCAUUCCAAGGCUAGUAUGCAACUAUAUGGUUAAAGAUUGCCAUAAAAUACAGUCAAGCGGUGCUUUUAAAUAUUAAAGACACUGGAAAGUGCCAGUCGUGCGCAGCAGAAAUGGAUGGUAAAAUAUAGCUCUAUAUUUGGCUCAAUGUCUACAGGUAUUGUAAUUUUCAUGAUCAUUGGUCUUCGAACAAAAAUGGUCGCUAUCUUAUUUGCUCUACUAUAUGUCAAAUAUAUUUAUAUAAAUACCCAAAUGUUUUUAAGGUUUAAAUCGAUUUCUCCCCAUCAGCUUAUUUGUUGCAUGGAAUAACCCCAAGCAAAGCUUUGCUUAGCAGAAGUCUUAGCCUGAACAAGCUUAUGCUUAAAGUGUGCUUGGUGUUUUUUGUGCUUUGUUUGUUUGUUUUUUAUUUGUAUUGAUGUUGUUAGUGUUUUUUUUUAAACUAAAUUAUGGUUGUGCCUUCUUUGCUGUAACAAGUCACUGUUUUGCAUCAAUGGGAAAGAUUUAACAGGGAACAUAGCUUGAAACAUAACUAUGUCAUUCCAGAUUGUACAGGAUCCCCUUUUUUUGCUGUACAUGUACAUGGUUUGAAAAAAAAUCCUGAAGGAAAAUUUCCUAUUUAGGAAGAUUUUGUUUUCAGGUAUAGCGAUUUGUAAUAUAAUUUAUUCGGCUGAUUAAACAGAUAUACAUGUGAAUUGUAAGCCCAUUUUAGGACACCAUUUCAUGAGACUGCAAUGGAGGUAGUGUCAAUGCUAUCGUAUUUUAGUCCUUACCUUACGUUUGUCUUAAGUGCACGCUUGGAUAUCUUUCUGGCUGUCCCCGUGGCCCGUGGUUGGUUCAUUUUGGAGUUGGGCGUUCAGUGUUCUGCUGUACAAAUGCAUGGUAUCACAAACUCUCGGCAUUUUCUUUGUAUAUUUCAUUUCAUGUAAAAAUCAUUGAGCAUUCAAGAUACAGUGAUUGAGUACAGUACUGGAUUUAAGAUUUCAACUUCUGCUAAUUUAUCAGAUAGUAAAAAUGAUUAAAAAAACAUUCAAGCUUGGAUUAUAAGUUAUUUAAAUUGUUCCUAAGCUGACCAGGCCGGUUAUGAUAUUUGGAUUACUGGAAACGAUUGUUGGAUAUUUAGUGUCUCCAUAAUUUUAACCUGGAUAUAAAGACUGUCUCUUUAUAAAAAGGGAUGCUAACGUUCCUUUUAUAUACGAAAACCACCAUCUCAAACAAUCAUGUAUGUACAUUGUUUUGUGAAGAAGUUCUCGUGAUGAAUAGUUAAUGUACAAUAUGAUAAAGGAGAAGCAGUAACUUUUAUUAAAAUUGUUUAGUUACGUGAAGA
Molecule: messenger RNA, 6392 nt
Organism: Acanthaster planci (crown-of-thorns starfish)
Lineage: Eukaryota; Metazoa; Echinodermata; Asteroidea; Valvatida; Acanthasteridae
Product: phosphatidylinositol 4,5-bisphosphate 3-kinase catalytic subunit beta isoform-like
Biological process (GO): phosphatidylinositol 3-kinase/protein kinase B signal transduction; phosphatidylinositol-3-phosphate biosynthetic process; cell migration
Cellular component (GO): cytoplasm; plasma membrane; phosphatidylinositol 3-kinase complex
Molecular function (GO): 1-phosphatidylinositol-4-phosphate 3-kinase activity; 1-phosphatidylinositol-3-kinase activity
Source: RefSeq, a predicted model, not a curated record